Molecule: messenger RNA, 1614 nt
Organism: Danio aesculapii
Lineage: Eukaryota; Metazoa; Chordata; Actinopteri; Cypriniformes; Danionidae
Exons: 2
Coding region: 79-966 (295 amino acids)
Source: RefSeq, a predicted model, not a curated record
GACUUCUACAACAGACAAGACUGAUCCUGCAUUUACUAGUGAAAGUCACCCAGCUUCCUCCAAUCUAAACUAACCAAAAUGGCAACUGAAGGUCCAAUAACAAAGCUCAAUAUCUCCACCACUAAAGAUGAGGAGGAAAUACUUGGAGCUAACAAAUAUCACCGCCUCAAUGCUGACCUUAAUGCAGGCACUAACAAAGAUCGCGUCUUCCUCUGGUACAAGAAAGAGUGUGGGUUAAAGCCUGUGACCAGGAUCCAGUUUUCAUUUAUAAAAGGUAUGGAAAAAGGUCUGGAAACAGCUGGGUACGAGCAGGUCAAGAAGAAUCUGAAUGCAGGAACCACUGGAGAUGAAAUUAAUCUGUGGUACUUCUACGGCAGCACCGAAUCUGACAUUCCCAUUGUGGACCUGGAGGUAAGCAAAGAUGCCACAGAAGAGCCGGAUUUUCUGCGAGAUGGCUGGGAAAGGCUGGGAUGUAAUCUGAACCGCAAUGCUGGAGGAAAUGUCAUCCAUCUGUGGGUGAAAAGAGAAAAGCCGAGCUACAUCUGUGAGAUCACAGCAUCUACUGACUUCAAAUCCGACAAGCAGAAGUUUGAUCUUGGCUUCACUCGUGUGGACGAAGACACCAAUCGCGGUGCCGGUGGAAACAGCAUCUUCCUCUGGUAUCGACGCACAGUUAAUAAAAGCAAAGCUCUCACCGGUCUUAAUGUGUCCACCAAAUUUGAGGAGGAUGUGAGACUUGAGAAUGAUGACUUCCAAAAGCUCAGCGUUAAUCUCAAUACUGGAGCUGGUGGAAAUGAGAUCUACGUAUGGUUCAUGAACAAAGGAUGCGAAUCGCAGGUCAAGAACAUCGUUUUACUGGUCAACAGAGACGCCUGGGUUGUGUAUCAGAAAGCCGGGAUCAACUUCAUCGACAAAAAUCUGAAUGAGGGCAACAAAGGGAGAGAAAUGUACUUGGCAUACCAGUAGAUUAAAUGAGUUAGUGCAAAUAUAUGCCAACUAUUUAGGGUUGAAGUCAAAGUUAUUCAAAAACUCUUUCUUUUUUAUUUUUCCCAAAUGAUGUUUAACAGAGCAAGGGCUUUUUCACAGUAUUUUUUAUAAAAUUUUUCUUCAGGGGAAAGUCUUAUUUGUUUGAUUUCGGCUAGAAUAAAAGAGUUUUUAAAAAUUUGUUAUGAAUCAUUAUAUAGUCAAUUUUAUUAGCCUUAUAAGCAAUAUUUUUUUCCGAUUGUUAACAGAACAAACCAUAGUUAUACAAUAACUUGCCUAAUCACCUUAACUUGUUAAGUUAACCUAGUCAAGCCUUUAAAUGUGACUUUAAGUUGAAUACUAGCAUCUUGAAAAAUAUCUAGUAAAAUAUUAUGUGCUGUCAUCAUGGCAAAAAUUUAAAAAAAAUUACAAUUUAGCUAUUAUAAAUUAGUUAGAUAUGUGUUGAAAAAAAAUCUUCUCCCCAUUAAACAGAAUAUUCAGGGGGGCUAAUAAUUCUGACUUGAACUGUAUAUGCGCUGAAAAUGACUGAAAAUCAUUAAUGAAUCAUAAUGGAUGAUUUAAAAUGAUAUUGUGAUUGCUUGAGGUUGUUGUAAAACACGUAACUGCGCUUGUUGUCAUGCAUGAUGAUAU